GGGGGAGCCAUAGAGCUAUCCAUGCUAAGCGGCAUGGCCAACAUCACAGACUGCACCUUCCGCAACAACCGGGUCACCAACGGGCCAAGCUUUGGCGCCGGCAUUCUCUCCUUUGGAUCGCCGAUGCGGGUGGAGAGGAGCUACUUCUGGCGCAAUGAGGCGGUGAACAUGCUGCCUCCGGGGUCGCAGGCCAGCACGUACCUCACUCAGGGCGGGGCCAUUGAUGCCAACAUGUUCAUGGACACCACUGUGGUGUAUGACGUCAUCGAUAGCACGUUCGUUGAGAACAAGGCCAGCACGUACCUCACUCAGGGCGGGGCCAUCGAUGCCAACAUGUUCAUGGACACCACUGUGGUAUAUGACGUCAUCGAUAGCACGUUCGUUGAGAACAAGAUCGGCGAUUUCGCCCGCCGAUCUGCGCAGAUCGGCGAUUUCUCCCGCCGAUCUGCGCAGAUCGGCGAUUUCUCCCGCCGAUCUGCGCAGAUCGGCGAUUUCUCCCGCCGAUCUGCGCAGAUCGGUGAGUUCGUUGGCGUAACUCUGCAAAUCGUCAAUUUUGCUGAAAAUCUGGUGGAGAUUGGGAGUUUCGCCGUGGCACUCGUUUCUGACGAAUGUGUUGGAACAAAUAAUUCCAACCAAUUUGCCACUGCUCACCACUCCUUGCCGCACUAA
Closterium sp. Yama58-4 is the source of this 669-nucleotide messenger RNA. The record is from the annotation of a GenBank genome assembly. NCBI's taxonomy places the organism in Eukaryota, Viridiplantae, Streptophyta, Zygnematophyceae, Desmidiales, Closteriaceae.